Messenger RNA from Girardinichthys multiradiatus, 3000 nucleotides. RefSeq names its product POU domain, class 5, transcription factor 3 (gene pou5f3). Gene Ontology annotation, biological process: regulation of transcription by RNA polymerase II. Gene Ontology annotation, molecular function: DNA-binding transcription factor activity, RNA polymerase II-specific; RNA polymerase II cis-regulatory region sequence-specific DNA binding. The transcript is spliced from 5 exons. Lineage: Eukaryota; Metazoa; Chordata; Actinopteri; Cyprinodontiformes; Goodeidae. The record is from RefSeq and is a predicted model, not a curated record. The coding region runs from base 274 to 1704 and encodes 476 amino acids.
CUGCUGUGAUUAGGAAAACCUGUGGACCCACCACAAGGGACGAGCAUUUCAGCGAAGAAGCGGUUGAUAAAACAUGAUUUUAAUGGAGAAAGCCAACUAGAGGCGACUAUGGUGUAACAUUCAGAACGUUGAGGCCUUCUGAAAAAAAAAUCUGUCAUUUUUACUUGAAAACAGAUGGGUAGGUGUAAACUAAGCUAUUUUUAACUUUUUUGAAAGUUUUCAAGUAUUGGAGUCGUUUGCAACCAAGAUUUUACUGUCUCGGCUCUUGGGAAGAUGGCUGACAGAUCGCAGACUCCGGAGAUCCAAAGCCGGCCAUAUGACUUUAGUCGGGCCCGCGCUUGCAGCACCCAUGUUUUGGGUCAGGAAGGUAUGGGCAAUGCUUCGUCUUUCCAGCUUCCUCACGGGGUUUUACCAGACCCGAGUCUGUUUUACAGCAAACAUACCUACGGAGCGAUCACACCCGCAACCACACAAUCGUUCCUCCCGUUUCCACCCGUCGCCAGCGACUACAGGGGAUCGGAUCUGCAGGUUGGGGACUUCGGGCAGCCAAAGCAUUGGUUUCCCUUUGCUGCACCCGAGUACACCGGCCAGGUACCCGGCGGGACUGCCGCCACCCAGCCCACAAACCCGAGCCCUCAGAUGGCUGAGACUCGGGAGCAAAUCCGAUUCCCCGAAAUCAAGACUGAGGAGGACAAUGGAGAGGGUUAUGCCACCGAGAUGAAGGUGCAACAGUAUCCGACUCCUGCACCUUCUACAGGUAUGACUCAUGGAGUUUUCUACGCCCCAGCUUGGAACCCUUCCUUCUGGCCCGGGAUCACGCACAUCACCCCACCAGGAAGCAAUAAUCAAAACCCCUCAGCAUCCUCGGCGUCGUCCCCGUCAUUGUCCCCCUCACCCCCAAGCAACGGGAUCCAGGGGAACACAUUUUUUAGCGUGAACUCAAACCAGGUUUCUUCUGAGCCCCAGGCGCAGAACCCGGCCUCCAACACGCGGAGCAGCGGAUCAUCAAGUGGGGGCUGCAGCGACUCUGAAGAGGAGAAUCUCACCACUGAAGAACUGGAGCAGUUUGCCAAAGAGUUGAAACACAAACGCAUUACUUUGGGGUUCACUCAAGCAGAUGUUGGCCUUGCGCUAGGUAACCUUUAUGGCAAGAUGUUCAGCCAGACAACCAUUUGCCGCUUUGAGGCUCUGCAGCUGAGCUUCAAGAACAUGUGCAAGCUGAAACCCCUUUUGCAGAGAUGGCUGGAUGAGGCAGAAACUUCGGAAAAUCCUCAGGAUAUGUACAAGAUUGAGCGAGUGUUCGUUGACACCAGAAAGAGAAAGCGAAGGACUAGUCUGGAGGGAGCAGUGCGUUCUGCUUUGGAGGCCUACUUUAUCAAAUGUCCCAAGCCCAACACUCAGGAAAUAACUCAGAUCUCAGAUGAUCUGGGCCUGGAAAGAGAUGUGGUGCGUGUUUGGUUCUGCAAUCGAAGACAGAAGGGAAAGCGUCUGGCCCUGCCGCUGGACGAGGAGUGUGAAGGCCAAUACUACGAGCAGAGCCCCUCACCACUGAACAUGGCCCCUUCCCCCAUUCAAAGCCAAGCGUACCCAUCUUCCAGCUACACUGGAGCACCUCCUCCCGGCCUCUACAUGCCCCAGCUUCACCGACCCGAUGUCCUGAAACAGGCUCUGCACCCUGGACUGGUUGGUCACCUGACUGGAUAAACUGGUGGGUAGUCUCCCAGCCAGACCACAGCGUUCCCUCUCGAGUAUCCAUCUAAACCAAACCUGAGCUGAAAAUUGGGUCUGAUUCCAGUUGCCUGGAUAAUUGGAAACAUGCCAAAUCUAAGAGGUUUCUUUUUAACUAUAAAAAAAAAAAAAAAUGUGUACAAUAGGCUUUUAAUCAGAAGUGUUUAAAACUGACAGUGCCUUUCUUUUCUUGCAUUGUGGAUAAGUUAAGCCCUCUUUGCAGAUUUGUACUCCAGUUUUUAGUAAGGAUGUGAAGUGAGAAUGGGGUUAAAGCUUUUUAAUACUGCUCAACCCAAGAGCAGGUUUAACUUCAAAUAUUUGAGUUCUGUCUAUAUUUGUGCAAUACUUUAUCUGGAAAUGGCAGCUGUUAGCGACAAAGUAUCUUGGAUAUAUUUUUGCACAAACUUGUAAUUUUCAAUGUCACAUCAAAUACUACUUAGGAUUUAAGGUUGCACACAUUAAAAGCUAAAUUAAGGAGAUUUUAGAAGGGGAAAAUGGAAAGUGUUUCAUCACUUUUGGUUGCCAACAGGUUUUACAAGGUUCCUCUUGCAGUCUUCAAACUUACUUUAUUUUAUGACUAGAUCGCUGUUUACUUUGGCUGACAUCCAGUAAAAAUUAAAUUGCUUCCAUCUGAUGAUUAGCUCAGCUGAAGGUGCUCACUAGGAUUGCAUUUUAGAAGUGAACUUUUUAAUUACAUGUUAAUUUUCUUUGCUUUACCAUGUACAUCAAGUCCUCAAGUGCCAUUGAAUUAUGACAACAAUGAACUAGACUUGUUUUGAAUCAUAUUUCUCUUUACCUUUCUUGUUUCCUUGAAAACCUGACAUCUGUGCAUCUGUAACAUUUACUGCAGCUAUUAGCUUUUAAUGUGAAACUACUAAAAUUGACAAAGAAUUCUAAUAUAUUGAAUUGUGGCAGUGAGAUAAAUCAUCUGAAAACACUCGAUGGAAUUAACAUUUGCUUAAGUUUGCUUGUUUUUUUUUUUCUUAAAUGUUUGUACAUGUAAUGAAUUGUCUUUUCUCAUCUGAUGGUGAUUUUGUUUUUAAUCUUUUUCUAACCUGUGUAAUGUAAAUCAUUUUAGGAAAAUGAAGGUUUCAAGUUUUAUUCUAUUCAUCAAAAUUGCUCAAAAAUUGGCUUAACUUUAUUGGUCAUUCAUCUUUGAUUGGCCUCAAUACUUGUACUAGAUGUCAGAAAGCGGUUACACUACCAAAUUGGAAGCCAAGAUUAAUGUUCUGAUGAGUAGAGCAACAAAAUCAUAAAACUUUGUCAACUGUU